AACGUAUUGUUAAUCAAGAUAUUCCUCGUACAUUAUCGAAACGUUUAAUCGGAUUAGAUAUGCAAGAAUUACUUGUUGGUACAAGUUAUCAUGACGAAUUUCAACAACGUCUUAAAUCAGUUUUAAAGGAUAUCAAAUGUUCAAAUGAUAGUUUUAUUUUAUUUAUUGAUGAAAUUCAUCUAAUGUUUGGUGAUAAAAUUAAGCAAAACACAAAUGAUGCAGCAGAUUUAUUAAAAGCAAUGUUAGGUCGAGAUGAACUUCAAUGUAUUGGUGCAACAACUUUGGAUACAUAUAAAGAAUAUAUUGAAAAAGAUCCGACAUUUGAAACAUAUUUUCAGCAAAUUUUCGGGGAAGAAGUGUCAAUUAAUGAUUGCAUUUCGAUUUUACAUAGUCUUAAGGAUCGUUAUAAAUUAAAAUUUGGUGUACAAAUUCUUGAUUCAGCUUUAAUUCUAGCUGCACAAUUAUCUCAUCAUUACAUAAUUAAUCAAUUUUUACCAGAUAAAGCAAUUGAUUUAAUUGAUGAAGCAUGUGUAACUGCAUGUGCUCAGAUAGAUAGUAAACCUGAAAUAAUUGAUCAAUUAGAACGUCGUAAAUUGGAAUUAGAUGUUGAAGAAACAGCACUAUCACAGAAAAAAGAUAAAGCAUCGGAACAACGCUUAAAAGAAGUUCAAAAAGAAUUAAUAGACUUCAAAACAAAAUUACAAUCAUUAGAAUUAAGACAUAAAGCUGAAAAAGAACGUGUUGAUCAAUUGAGAAAAUUAAAACAAGAAUUAAGAAAUCUUCAAAUAAAAACUGUUCAAGAUCAAUCAGAAAUAAAACAUCAAAUUACUGAAGAUAAAAAACAAGAACAAUAUCGAUUAUUAAAUGAAGUUAUUGAAUCAAAAACUAUUAUUGAAAUAGUUGGUCGAUGGACUGGGAUUUCCGUGUCAAAAUUAUCUCAAACAGAAUCUGAUCGUUUAUUAAUAUUACAUGAACAGACAAAUCAAAUAAUUGUUGAACAAGAUGAUACUAUUGAUAUUAUUGUUAAUAAUUUAACAAAUCGAGUUGAACUUUCAAGUCCCAAUCGACUAUUUGCGUCACUUUUAUUUUUAGGCAUAACUAAUUUUGGUAAAACUCAAUUAGAAAAAGCAUUACGAUUAAAAUCAUUGAAUUUCCUAAAGCCAAUGAUUCAUAUUAAUAUGAGUGAAUAUACAGAAUCUCGUUCAGUUGAUCGAUUAAUUGAUACAUUAUCAAAUUAUCUUGAUUAUGGUCAAUUAAUGGAAGAUGUUCGACAACAACCGUAUGGUCUUAUUUUCUUUGAUGAUUUUGAAAAAGCUCAUCCACAAAUUCGAAAUUCUUUUUUAGAAGUUUUACAGCACGGCUGUCUUAUGAAUGAAAAGGAUGAAAUGGUUGAUUUUAAAAAUACACUUAUUAUUUUAGCAUCAAAUAUUGGUGCCCAAUAUGUUUUAGAAGAAGUUAAGAAUCCAACUUCUUCAAGAAAAGUUUCUGAUGAAAACUUAUCUCAAACAACAAAAGAUAAUAUAAUGAAAGAAGUUCGUUCAUAUUUCCAAGCAGAAUUUUUAAAUAUUUUGGAUAAUAUUAUCAUCUUUAAACCUGCUAAUAUCAGUUAUCUUUCUUCUAUUAUUCAUCUUCAAUUAAAAUUACUUAAAGAAGAUUUAAAACAGCAAAAUAUUAUGAUUGAUUUAACAGAUAAAACUAUUAUAUUAAUUCUUAAUAAAGGGUGUGGGUGUGAGUGUGGGUGUGGGUGUGGGUGUGGGUGUGGGUGUGCGUGUGGGUGUGUGGGUAUGAGUGUGGGUGUGC
Molecule: messenger RNA, 1800 nt
Organism: Rotaria sp. Silwood2
Lineage: Eukaryota; Metazoa; Rotifera; Eurotatoria; Philodinida; Philodinidae
Source: the annotation of a GenBank genome assembly